This is a messenger RNA of Ostrea edulis (European flat oyster), 601 nucleotides long. RefSeq lists its product as uncharacterized. The record is from RefSeq and is a predicted model, not a curated record. The transcript has 3 exons. Bases 29 to 370 code for a protein of 113 amino acids. Lineage: Eukaryota; Metazoa; Mollusca; Bivalvia; Ostreida; Ostreidae.
AACAUAGUGAGACUUUUGAAACAUUGAAAUGCGGGGGAAACGCGGAUUUCAGACAGCUAAAGCGAUCCAGCGUUACAUCAAGGUUUUUUGGCCCACAGAAGACGAUGGAAAGCUGCCUCACCAAGACACCAGACGCCGGAUCAUCUAUAUUUACAAUCGCAGACGCAAGACAUGUGUUCAGGUUUUGAAUAUAAUGUCUCCAGUAUGGAUAUGUUUGACGAUUGUUACCAUGGAAACGAACUCACAGACCAACAUGUAUGUCAAAACAGGUUUUGAACAUGAUGUCUCCAGCAAGGAUAUGUUUGAUGAUGGUUACCAUGGGAACGAACUCACAGACCUAUGUCAAAAAUGUCAUUUUCUGAUAGAAUAGGCAUAAUGCUAUCCAUUUUACUUAAUUUUAGAAUUUUUAAUUAUUCUGAUGUCAGCCAUACACUUCCGGGUUCUCUACAGGUUUUAAAUAUGAUGUCUCCAGCAAGGAUAUCUUUGAUGAUGGUUACCAUGGGAACGAUCUCACAGACCUAUGUCAAAAAUGUCAUUUUUUGAUAGAAUAGGCAUACUGCUAUCCAUUUCAUUCAAUUUUAGAAUUUUUUAAUUAUUCUCA